ACGAGAUCAUGAAAACGAUUAUCAAAUCAAUCUGAUGGUCAAUGUCGAUUCUUGUUUCUGGAUGUCUUGUCAUAGUGAUAUUUGUUGUCAUGUUUGUGAAUUGUCAGUGGUUGUCGUCGAAAGCUCUGAAACGCAUUAGUUGCAAUCGCUAGAACGGUGAAAAAAGUACCAAACAAACGAAAAAAUGAAAUCAGCAAGACAAAGAAUAGCGAACCAUCGUGCAAUUUUCAAACCACGAACAAAAAAGGAGGACAAUGAUGAACUGUCAUUUGAUCUCAUUCUUUCUGCUAGAAAAACAGGACAUUUGAGUUUGACAGGACGAGGAUUAGUUUCAGUGCCAAAUAGGGUAUGGACAAUUAACGAAUUGUCCAAAGAUGAAUUAGCAAACCUUCGACGAGAAAUAGACUUCAAUCACAAAAAAGAUUGCUGGUGGGAACAGGAACCUCUAAAAUCCUUAGAUUUGAGUUCAAACUGCCUCAUUGCAUUAAGCGCGCAAAUAAAGAACAUACUGGAUCUCAAUUUCUUAGAUCUUCAUGACAAUUUACUGGAAUCGUUACCGCCUGAAAUGAGCGACCUGAACAACCUUAAAACGUUAAAUAUAUCAUUUAACAAAUUGGAAAAUCUACCGCUCGAAUUUUAUAAACUGAUGGAAUUGAGGCAAUUAGAUUUAAAGAACAAUAUUCUCCGAGAAUUAGAUCCUUCCAUUGGAGAUCUAAUUAUGUUGGAAUCUUUGAAUCUAUCGUGUAACAACCUAACAAGCUUGCCUAUUGGAAUGGGAUACCUGGUGCGAUUGAUCACUCUUGACCUGAGUCACAAUGUGCUCAAAGAGUUGCCACCUGACAUAACGAGCAUGCGAGCCUUGAAGAAAUUGGAUGCGAGCUUCAAUCAUUUAGAAACUUUGCCUCCGUUGGGCGAAUUGAGAAAGGCAGAAGCUCUCAUACUUCACACAAAUAAUCUAAAAACCUUUCCUGACAUAAGCGGAUGUACGGCUUUACGCGAAAUUCAUCUUGCAAACAACAGUAUCACUGAAAUAGAUACUUCUUGUCUGGAAGGCAUGAGUCAAUUGAAGGUUCUCACUUUAGGAAGCAAUAAACUUGAAACAAUUCCUGAAGAAAUUAUACAACUCUUGAAUUUGGAACAUCUUGAUCUUUCACAUAAUAACAUCUCCUCGAUUCCUAGUUGUGUUGGCAUCAUGCCUAACUUACACAAUUUUGUCAUCGACGGAAACAAAUUAGAUAAUGUUAGGCGCGAUAUAGUGCAGUGUGGCACACCUCGAAUAUUACGUCACCUUCGACAAAGUUCAAAUUCAAGCCACAUUGAAAUUCGAGAUUGUUUAUCGACAACUUGUGAUGAACAAAUUUUUCCGGACAAAUAUACAUUGAAAAAUGCAAAAUUGUUGAGCCUUACUGGUAAAAAUCUUUCUAAUCUUCCUGAUUCGGUCAUGGAAGAUGCGAAACUUGCAGAAGUGACCUGCAUUGAUUUAAGUAGAAAUAAAUUACACGAAUUGCCAUCUUCUUUGUCUCAAGUGAAGACAGUCACGGAUUUAAAAUUGUCGUGCAAUCAGUUUACGAAAAUGCCAGAAUGGAUUGGUGAACUGCAACAUAUUCAAUUCCUAGAUUUAAACCGAAAUCGGCUGAAUUCUUUGCCAGAGAGUAUUCAUCUGUUGGAACAUUUGCGAGAAAUAAACAUAUCUUUCAACAAAUUUGUAGAGAUACCGACAUGUAUAUAUGAAAUUAUUCAUCUGGAAAUACUUGUAGCAAGUGGUAACCAGAUUGCAAAAAUUGAUGUGCCUGCCUUGAAGAAAUUAAGAAGACUAGCAACUUUAGAUCUUUCGAACAAUAAUAUUGGACACGUUCCUCCAGAGCUUGGGACACUUAUUCAUCUCAAAGAAGUGACUUGUUCUGAAUUUGCAUGAAGCAAUUAAUACAAUUGUAAAAGUGAGUAAUGAACGUAAAUCUGAAGCAGUAAUCAUUCGAGCUGUAUGAAGAGUUCAUUAGACACUUAAAAUUAUUUGCUUGCCAGUUAGAGAUAUCAUGUUCUGCACGAUGCAUCCUGUGUGUGGAGUGAGAUUUCGUUGUUUCUAAUGCAUUAUCCAUAACAUAAUCCAGUAUUCAUCUCCAAAUAUUAGAU
Messenger RNA from Belonocnema kinseyi, 2130 nucleotides. RefSeq names its product leucine-rich repeat-containing protein 40-like. The transcript has 10 exons. Gene Ontology annotation, molecular function: protein binding. NCBI's taxonomy places the organism in Eukaryota, Metazoa, Arthropoda, Insecta, Hymenoptera, Cynipidae. Bases 185 to 1915 code for a protein of 576 amino acids. The record is from RefSeq and is a predicted model, not a curated record.